Messenger RNA from Cavenderia fasciculata, 1272 nucleotides. It is a transcript of the gene mbtps2, whose product is annotated as membrane-bound transcription factor peptidase. Gene Ontology annotation, molecular function: protein binding; metalloendopeptidase activity. The transcript has 7 exons. NCBI's taxonomy places the organism in Eukaryota, Evosea, Eumycetozoa, Acytosteliales, Cavenderiaceae. Gene Ontology annotation, cellular component: membrane; cytoplasm. The record is from RefSeq and is a predicted model, not a curated record. The coding region runs from base 1 to 1272 and encodes 423 amino acids. Gene Ontology annotation, biological process: membrane protein intracellular domain proteolysis; regulation of response to endoplasmic reticulum stress.
AUGACAACAACAACAAUGUCAGAGACAAUUAAUUAUCGCCACAUGUGCAAGGAGGAGUAUAAAUAUUUGAUUCUCUCUGUUGUAGGUGUAAUAUCCAUAAUUAAAUAUGGACAAAGAUUUAUCGAUACACAUUCAAUUAUUUACGCUUACAUGGUAUACAACACUUUUCAACAAUCCUCUAAAGAGGUUGACGCAGAGAUUCGAACGAUUUUGGGAGCUAUGGUUUCGAGUGGGCAAUGUCGUUGUCAUUGCUCUACUGCCAAUCACCUAUCUAUCUCUUCAUUUGUCGUCAGUGCAAUCUUUCAUGAAUUUGGUCAUGCAAUGUCAUGUCUUCAAUUAAAAAAUAGAAUUAAUAAUAUUGGACUUUACAUAUUCUUUGUUAUACCUGGAGCCUAUGUAGAUGUCAAUUUGGAUGAUCUAUACCGAACACCUUUUUGGAAUCAAUUAAAGAUUUAUACGGCCGGUGUAUGGCAUAACCUUGUGUUGGCACUAUUCGUGUCAUUUAUUGUAUUACCAUCACUACCUUUGCUCGUGUCUCCCAUCUACCGAUACUCUGACACUGAGCUCUAUGUUACCAACGUUGCUUUGACAUCACCACUGUCAAACAAAAUUUUCCCAGGCGACCACAUCAUCUCUAUCAACGACUGUCCCGUUACCAAUCAACACGAUUACAUUCAAUGUAUCUACAAGGUGAUAGACACUAAAGAACAAUAUUGUCUACGACAUGAUAUUCAUAGUUGUAUAAAUGAAACUUUAAAUAUUAGAGAAUGUUUAAAAAAUGAUAAAUUAACUUUAAUUAAAAAAUGUACAACUACAUGCGAUCAACCACAAUAUGAUUGUACUGAAAUCUAUGACUACAAUUAUUAUAUAUUUAAAAUUACAGUUCAAAGUAUUGGUUAUAAUAGACCUGAAGAAUUAACAUUUUUGGGUACUCCAGAAGAACUUUGGAAUUCUUAUUCAACAAAUAAUUAUAUAUCUAGGUUUGAAUCAUUAAGAUCUAAAGAUAUACCUUUUAUAUUAUAUACUAUAUUAAAUUUUGUAUCAGCCAUUUCAUUGGGGUUGGGUGCAAUGAAUGUUCUUCCAAUUCGAUUUAUGGAUGGACAACACAUUGUAGAUGCAUUGGUAAUGACUUUUCUUAGAUCACGAUCACUCGAAAGAGAAGAUGAGGAUCGAAUAUUUGAAAAAUCAACUAAAAUUAUUGGAACAGUUACAACUAUUCUACUUUUAGUUAAUAUAAUAAUUGCAACUUAUUAUAUUUUUGAAGGAUUAUAA